Molecule: messenger RNA, 667 nt
Organism: Ornithodoros turicata
Lineage: Eukaryota; Metazoa; Arthropoda; Arachnida; Ixodida; Argasidae
Exons: 3
Coding region: 15-338 (107 amino acids)
Source: RefSeq, a predicted model, not a curated record
GCAACGCGAGCGGCAUGGUCGGUGCCCGUGCAGCUCGAGACGCACAGCACAACACUGCACGAUGUUUGAACAUCUAUGGAAGAGUAUGGCAGCCGUUCUGUCGUCCCAGGAGGGUCGUCCUGCUAGUUGACUUUGCUGCAGCAAGGAUACACUGUUGCGCCGUGGUUUUGUCAGCACAGAAGUAUGCCACGUCAACCUGGAAGGAUGAGACAGCGGGGGUUCCAGGAUUUCGAGAUCCAACGACAGAGGGUGUUACAACGCUUGAUCGUUUUUGGGAGGCAGAAAAUACCUGGACCAGCCCAAUGAUGUCUUCAAACACCAGCUAUACACUCCACUGACAGAUUGACAACGACAUCGCAGCAGAAGUACAAGGUGACUGUGCACAACUUUCGAUGCGUCUACUAAGCAGCCACGUCUACGAUGCAGCGAAUUCGAGCACCAGCAGUGCUGAAACCUCCGACGCUGGAAGCAAAGGGAACAGCAACGCAAGAGGAGGAUGCCGCCUAGCUGAUGAAUUACUAGGCUUGAUAAAGUCCGGAAUAAAUUGUGAUGCAUGACACACACACACACACACACACACGCAAGAAAAGUGUACUAGCCCAGCAAUGGUGUUGUCUUGGUAACUCAGGGACCAUACCUGCUGCAUGCGAUGACAAACAACUCUCAA